CUUUUGAUUUCGCUUUCGUUGAAUUUGAGUUGAUCAAGUUUGGAUUUUUGCUUUUGGGGUUUCGCUAAAUAUCUUCUCAGACCAGUUUGUGUGGUCCAAAUUAUCUUUUUGUGGAUCUUUGCUUCUCCGCAGAAAAAAAAUAAUACAAGAAUUGAAACUUUUGUCAAGUUUGGUAAUAAUUUUCAGGUUCCAUCGUCAUUUCUUAUGUCUUUUUUAACCAGAGAUCGAGGUGUUUCUGACAUCAUAGAAGACUGUUCUGUCUGUGUGCUUUCCUGGCCAAGAAGUGCUUUAGUGUUAUCGACUUUUAGAAGAGAUGCAUCUGUGGCCAUCAUUAAAACUUCGAAACUCAUUCAAGAGUACUAGCCAGAAGAGAUUCCAAAGGAUGAACAGUGGGAAACAAAGCCAAAGCAAUCAGCAGAAACUGCUUGAAGGCGACAAAGAACCAGGCAGCCCUGAGAUUUCAUCUGGUGGUGUGUUUGCUCUUGUUUGCAAAGAUGUUGCCAUGGUUCUUUCUUGCUGCUACUGCUGUUUCUGCUGUGGAGCUUGCAUUGAUGGUGAAGAGAUUUGAUGCAAGAUCCUGGUGGAGUAGUAGUAAGUGAAAUAGCCUUAGAAAACACCAAUGCCUUAAUUAGUAAUAUAGUUUUAUCAAAAAAAAAUUAGUAAUAUAGUUUUAUAUUAAGCUAUUAACGUCUGUAUUCUAUUUCUACCUUUCUCUGUACAAUCAAAUUUAUAUAGUGUUUGAUUAGAAUACACUAUAUUGCUCUCUUAA
Molecule: messenger RNA, 769 nt
Organism: Capsella rubella
Lineage: Eukaryota; Viridiplantae; Streptophyta; Magnoliopsida; Brassicales; Brassicaceae
Exons: 3
Coding region: 314-568 (84 amino acids)
Source: RefSeq, a predicted model, not a curated record